Orussus abietinus is the source of this 1783-nucleotide messenger RNA. Its product is annotated as serine/arginine repetitive matrix protein 1. The record is from RefSeq and is a predicted model, not a curated record. Gene Ontology annotation, biological process: nucleosome assembly. Gene Ontology annotation, molecular function: DNA binding. Gene Ontology annotation, cellular component: nucleosome. NCBI's taxonomy places the organism in Eukaryota, Metazoa, Arthropoda, Insecta, Hymenoptera, Orussidae. The coding region runs from base 386 to 1411 and encodes 341 amino acids. The transcript is spliced from 4 exons.
AUUAAAUUUCGGUCUCUGAGUAUCACCCCGCACCCCCCCACCCCCAGAUCCGUUCGGUCCUUCCGGUCCCGGAAGAAAUCCCGGAAAAAAGAAAAGAGACAAAAAAAAAAUAUAUAAAUUAUAUCCCCGACUCCCGGAGACCCAGCCCGGUCGGAUAGAGGAGGAUCUCCCGGAGCGGUUCCAAGAGAGGGUGGCUCGAUUCCUUCGCCCCGGCUCGAAGGAUCGACUCGAAGGACGAGGAGAAACUUCAACGACGGUCCCAGGAAGAAUCGCCGAGGAGUUCCUCGAGAUAUGGUGUCGGUCCCCCGGGUGACGGAGAGCAGGACGUCGCAGGACUGAGGGGCGACUCCCCAGGGAAGAGAAAGGGUAUUCCGGAUCCGGGUGGAUGAAGUCCGGGUCGGGCAGGAUGGUGCGCCCCUCGAACCCCCGCCUCAUGGCCCGGGUCAUGGAGGCGGUGACCCACCUCUGCGAGGGCAAGGGCUCCUCCGCUCGAGACGUCCUGGACUUCCUCAAGCGAGGGUCGACCGGGUCCGCCAGGAACCUCGCGAUGCAGGUCCAGAGGGCCCUGAAGCACGCCGUCAACGCGGGCCUGCUGCGGCAUCGCGGGGGGCGCUACAAGGUCCUGAUAGGGCUGAACCCGAGGACGGUGCCCUACCGCGCGGACGACGGCGGCUACAAGGGCGACGGCCUGCCCGAGCUGGUGGACAACGCGCCCCCCGGCCUGGACCCCACCCAACGCGUACAGGACCGCAAGGGCCGUAAAAAGCGACGGAGGAGGCGUCGGAAGGGCCGCAAGGGCCGGCGACGGAGCAGCGCGAUGAGCCGGAAAAGGGCCCCGGCAGCGAAGAGAAAACGAGCUUCGACGGAGCAAAGAGCUCGACUGCGCCGGGCCCGACGCCGGGCCAGGAACGAGGAGCUCGAAGACUGGCCGCCCCGACGCCGGAGGAUGGUCUCCAAGGACCUGGUCGAGGACGAGGGCCUGCAGCACCGCGGCGGAAAGCCGAAGGCCCCGAGUCCGGUCCCCGACCGCUACUCCGAUGAGUCCGUGGCCAGCGACUACGAGGACAAGCAUCGCCAUGGAAAAUCGGGCCAUUCGGGACAUUCCGGGCAUUCGGGGCACUCGGGCCACUCCGGACCCUCGAGGCACGGAUCCCCGACUCCUCGGAACCCUUCGCGGCCCCCGCACGGCGAGAGGGAGCACAGGAGGCACUCCAGGAAGAGGUCCUCCUCGAGACAUCGCAGCCAGCCCCGGCAGCCGCCCCCGCAGCAGAUGCAGCAGCAUCCCCACGAGGACCACGACAUGCCCUGCGACGUCGACCCCGCGGACGAGGAGAGAUCCGGAUCCCCUCCCGACAGAGACACCGAGCGACCCUGUCGGCCCAACGACAGCGGGAGUGGCAGCAGUCUUUGAAGAACCCACGCCGACCGCCGCCAUCUUGGUUGCGACUCCACCCUCCCCUCUCGACACCUUUCCACGACCUCCCCUGCUCGACUCCGGUGUUUCCUCCCCGUUUAUUUAUUACGUAUCUACUUUCUCUCCUCGUUUACCCAUUUACUAAUCGGACAAUCGUGGAACGUCCUUAUAUAUUAUUUUUACGUGAAAGAAGAGUCGAGGAGGUCGAGAAGGCGUAUAGAGAGGAGGGCCUGGCAGGGAUCCCGAAGAAUCGAUCGGUCGAUCCCGGAAGGUGUCCCCUCUCGCGAGAAACCCUUUCGAGAGCGCCGAAACAAAAUUCCAGUGACUCGAGUCGUCCGAACUCACCCCCUGUAUGCGGAAAUAAAUCCA